Molecule: messenger RNA, 444 nt
Organism: Protopolystoma xenopodis
Lineage: Eukaryota; Metazoa; Platyhelminthes; Monogenea; Polystomatidea; Polystomatidae
Source: the annotation of a GenBank genome assembly
UUUCAACACGAAGAUCCCGAAAAGAAAAAAAGGGAAGACCUAGGCUGCGAUAAUGCUGAAGGAUUUCCUCUUACCUUAACUUUGCCGGAUCACAGGGUUGAUGGAGACGUUCCUCGUUCUACUGAUAUACCAGGAGGCAAGGGGAUUGAAAUUGAAAAUAUCAUGCGUGAAUUUAUUCAUACCCAUGGCUUCAAGUGGUAUCACAUUAUCUUGUUCUUAUUCUCCGUUGUCAGCUACAUCACUGAUGUUGCUUCGGAUGCCUACCUUACAUUUACGUACUUUCGCCAGGUUAGUGCCGUGAUCAAUGUUAAUAUAUUGUACUGUGGUCCUUUUGAAGUGUUCUUAAAGUUUAAAUUGAGUCUUGAUGAAGAUUAUUGUAAAGCAUAUGACGUCUCGCAUUUACUUGGUGUGUUUGUAUUUGACUUUAUGACGAGUGUAGGGUAG